AUGAAAUUAGCACUUUUACUCGUGGUUGUUCUGCCUUUGGCAAUGUCGGCACCCCAAAGAGCUUUAUCUGAUAACCCAUUCUUGAACAGCAUCCUUAACGUUUUCCACGCUGACGAGCUUAAAAUCCUGGUCACAGAUUUAGUAGACCAGCUCGGUUCCAACGAGAGGGAGACAGAAUGUGAGGCGGAAUGUAACAAGCUUGUGGACACACAAUUCUCUACAGGAUCUCUUAACACCAUUUCUCACACUGCUUGUCCUCUUGCCUGUCAUUCGCUACAGGAACUCAUCCACUUUUUCCAUAUCCCGACACCUACACCAGCUUCUGCUGCUUAAAAGAAAGGUGC
Molecule: messenger RNA, 344 nt
Organism: Ylistrum balloti
Lineage: Eukaryota; Metazoa; Mollusca; Bivalvia; Pectinida; Pectinidae
Exons: 3
Coding region: 1-333 (110 amino acids)
Source: RefSeq, a predicted model, not a curated record